AUGUCCAAGUACGCUCCCAGCGACUACGAACGCGUCUGCUACUACAGCGGCAUCGCCGUCGAGGGCGAGUGCCCAGAGCUCAUCUAUCGGUCCGACUGCCUUACCACACCGUUCCGCUCGCCCACCGGUAGAUUCGCCACGCCCAUAGUCAAGUCUAUCUACAGUGCCGACGACACUCCACUCGGCAAGAUCUGGGCUACUGUCCUCGACGAGAUUCACGCCAUUGUGAAGACGGCCGUCCCCAGCUAUUCGUGCAUUGACGCGGACCGCUUCUACACUCACGGUCCGAAUGGCUUCAUCCACAAUCCGGACGGAGUGACAGAUGGUGGUAGCCUCGGGCCCGCCGUUGUCUGGGUCGGCGUCCCGCCCGGCUCUACCUCUGCCGACACUGCGCACGACGUCUCCCAGACGAUUCUCGCGCUUCUCCACAAGAACGGGGUCGACAACGCCGUCGUAGAAUGGCGAGGCGCUGUCGUGUUGAAGUUCUCCGGCCCCUCUCUCCUUCGUUCUACCGACCGCACCGACGCCACGUUUCAAGUACGCCAUUUCCUAACCAACGCUCUCUCGAUUCCCCUUACCACCAAGGGUCUGGAGGAGGACGACUCUUCUGGCACGAUGACCAUGUUCUUCCACGUCGUCAAGGACGCCGGUGGUCUUACCGACAAGGUCUACGGCCUUAGCAGCUGUCAUGUCCUCCGUGACGAUUGGAAGACUACGUACGAGUUCAAGGACGGGGACGACGAGGACCACGUCCGUGUCUGCUCGAUGCGUCGCUUCCAGCGGGGUCUGAAGGACAUCAUGAAGGCUGGUCGCGACGCCCUGUUCACCGCCGAGCUUGCUGCUGGCGAACUCAUCCGACACGAGAAGACGCAGGACACCACCCCGGAGGGCAAGAGGAAGGAGAGACGGCUUCGACAAGAGUGCGAACGCACGAGCGAAGACAUCGCCGACCUCCGGGCGCUCCAUGACAAGGUUGCGCAAGAGUGGUCCAACACGGCGCUCCACCGCAACGUCGGCCACGUCGUCUACGCCCCCGCCAUCCGCGCCGAUGUCGGCGACACUCGCUAUACCGCUGACUGGGGCGUUUUCGAAGCCGCCAAGGCCAAGUUCCACAAUGGGUACGAGGGCAAUGUUGUCUUCCUCGGCAAGAAGUUCUCGCCCAACGAGCUCAAGGAGAUGUUCAGCCGCGGUACGACCGAGUUCAAGUUUCCCGACGACGGCAAGCUGCCCCUCACCAACUUCGCCGGCAAGAUUUCUCUCAGCUUGCUCCCCGAGCGCGACAGCUUGGGAAACAGAUGCCUUACCGUCGGCAAGGACGGCAACAGCACUGACUUUACCGUCGGCCGCUUCACCGGUCUCGAGUCUUUCACCCAGAACGACGCCGGCUUCGAGUCCAAGAACUAUGCCGUGUACAAUUCUGGCUACAACUCCACCCAGCCCUUCUCUGGGAAGGGAGAUUCGGGCUCUGCGGUUUGGUAUGCGAACGGCAGCGAGGGGCACAUCGUUGGGCAACUUCAUUCCGGCGCCACCAAGGACGGCACUGGCGGCUCCCACGUCUCGUACCUCACCCCAGGAUGGUGGCUCCAAUCCGAGAUCGGGAAGGUAUUCCCGCACGCCGACUUCUUUCGCAAGGCCUGGUAA
Molecule: messenger RNA, 1641 nt
Organism: Epithele typhae
Lineage: Eukaryota; Fungi; Basidiomycota; Agaricomycetes; Polyporales; Epitheliaceae
Exons: 2
Coding region: 1-1641 (546 amino acids)
Source: RefSeq, a predicted model, not a curated record